AUGUUAAAAGGUUUAGAAGAUAUUAUUGAUAUUUCAGUUGUUAAUUAUACAAUGGAGGUUUUUACAAGAAAAGAAGGAUGUGCAGUAGAUAAGGUUUAUUUAUUAUCAAAUCCAAAUUUUGAUGCUUGUAUUACAGUUCCAGUCCUAUUUGAUAAAAAAACCAAAACAAUAGUUAAUAAUGAAUCAGCAGAAAUUAUUAGAAUUUUAAAUAGUUCAUUUAACGAUUUUUGCAAAACUAAAGAACAAUCGGAAUUAAAUUACUAUUCAAACCGAAAUCGAUAUUAA
This is a messenger RNA of Dictyostelium purpureum, 285 nucleotides long. RefSeq lists its product as uncharacterized. Lineage: Eukaryota; Evosea; Eumycetozoa; Dictyosteliales; Dictyosteliaceae. Gene Ontology annotation, cellular component: cytoplasm. The transcript has 2 exons. The record is from RefSeq and is a predicted model, not a curated record. Bases 1 to 285 code for a protein of 94 amino acids. Gene Ontology annotation, molecular function: glutathione transferase activity.